AUAUGCUGUCAGUCAACGUUGUCCUAUCGGCGCUCAUCUACCGAGGCAUUCCUCAGUAUGCUGUCUUCGCCGAGACUAGGUGUUGUUGACCUGGAAAUAGUCUAUAUCGCUUCCCCGAAUCUUGGUCCUUAUUUGGGUCUUGCACCAAUUGCAUUGAUCAUUUAUGAUUACCUCCUUACCCUCGACGUGGAGAUACAGCUGCUCUGGAGUCAGAAGCUACCUCGUGCGGCUGUUUUGCUUUCCGUGCUUAUUCGCCUUGUCCUCUUAUGGAUUGUCGUCAUCUCUUUGUUGCAAUUCACGCCAUGUUUUUUGAAUGAUGCUGUAAGCCGCCUCUCUUUCACCAUUGCUCGAGAAAUCUCGCUCGUUCUCACUGUAAUGUCUGCUUAUUUCGUCCCCGCAAUCAGCAUGAUCCUAACAGCAAUUGUUUCUACGAUGCGUGUAUAUGCUGUAACCAUGCGGAACAAAUACGUGACGCUGUUGGCAUUGUGUCUCGGCAUUAGCCCCGUGUUCAUGGUUUAUUUUCAGUACAGUGUCCAUAUCAAGCGAUACAUGAUGACAGCUCAAGGGGAUCCUCAGGCACUAUAG
This is a messenger RNA of Fomitopsis serialis, 585 nucleotides long. RefSeq lists its product as uncharacterized. The record is from RefSeq and is a predicted model, not a curated record. Bases 58 to 585 code for a protein of 175 amino acids. NCBI's taxonomy places the organism in Eukaryota, Fungi, Basidiomycota, Agaricomycetes, Polyporales, Fomitopsidaceae. The transcript is spliced from 6 exons.